AUGUAUAGAGGUCGCAACGCUGCCGUGAACGCUAAGAGCAAACACGAAUCUGCGAAAAGUCAUGAUGAAAAAAACGCUCAGGGAGACAAAUCCAUGUACGUAAACAUUUCCUAUCACAUCCGAAAAUUAUUUAGUUAUUGCGAUGCGGAUAUACUAAGGAUAGAACACAACUUAAUUAUAUAUAAUAGCUUAAUAGACAAUAUAAAAAAGAAUGGGAACAAAAUUGUGAAAAAAGAGGUGGAAAAAAUAAUUAGGGAAAAGGAAAAAAAUGAGAAUUAUUCCCUGGCCGAAAUGAAAGAAGAGGAAUACAAGAUAAGCAAUUUUGAUUUGAAAAAGGUUGAACUAGACUUCAAAUUUAUUGAAUGUAGUCUAUGCUUCGAGUUAAUAAAAUUUGUGUGUAUACAAGAAUGCAACCAUACAUAUUGCUUUCUAUGCUUUUAUCGUCUAUUGUAUAUGGAAAAGAAAGAGAAGGAUGAGAAUGAGGAGAAUAACAGAGGGAGCAGCAGCGCCGCGCGUGACAACACCACCAGCAGCAAUAGUGCUUACGUGAAUUAUGUAAAUAGUCGUAAUCGUGUGGGGAAUAGAAAUAAUUAUGGGUACCCCGAUGAGUACAGAGGGGGAAGGGCAGGCGCAGGAGGUGGAGGAGGAGGAGGGGGGUCAUUUGUGGACAUCACCAGACCGACAAGUGACAAACGCAGGGAUGGAAAGGAUGAAAAAUAUAAUUAUGAAUUUGAUAAGGAUAUGAUGAAAUGCCCAUUUUGUAAAGAAAGAAAUGGGUACAUAUUUUUUUGUUUAAAUAAUUUCUAUACGUAUUUUACUUAUGACAAUUUAUUGCAUACACUGCUUGAACAGGAAGAUCACGAGCGGUACGUCAGUUAUGAGUCAUCUCAAUUUGCGGAGCUGAAUGGGAAUAGCUGCCACAAAAGGGACGAUGUCGCAGGGAAGAGUGCACAGGGAGGCGGCACCCCAUUGAGUGACUCCUCACGUAAUAUUAUUUCACUCAACACAAUUGUUCCAUGUGCACACGAAAGAGAAGAACAAAAAUUUAUGGGGGAAAUCCCCACAGUGAACCUAGGCCAACCUCCCCCAAAGGUGGGAAGCCAAAAGGGAAUAAAUACAUUUUCUGCUACAGAAAAAGGAGGAAUGCAUGGGCAUCUCGCCAAUAAAGAACAAAUAAAUUGUAUGAACAAAAAUGAUAUCAAGAAGGUAUUUUCAUCUCACUAUGAUGACAUGAUAAUUUUACGAAAUAUUUUAAAAAAAAACGACGACAAUAAUGUUAAUCAAGGAAAUAGCAAUGCAGCUAAAAAAGGGGAAAAUUUGUAUUUGUUUUUUUAUUAUGAAAAAUAUAUUAAAAGGAAAAGAGAGAAAAUAAGGUAUCUCUUGAACGGAGGAGUCAACACAGAAAAGAGGUAUGCAUUAUAUGGAAAAAUAUUUGUGGACACAGAAAGGAAGGUGUUCUUUGAAUAUUUUUACAUUUACAGUUUAUCAACCCUGUUAACAAGUUACGUUUGUCUACUAUCCCCUUGUAUCGAUUACUGGACCCAAAUCUUAAGUAAAAAGGUGGAAAAACUUAAACAAAAUCAUUGCACAGAUAAGUACUUUGAACGCAUUUAUAUAAAAAAUGAAAGAGGCAUUUUGAGAAAAAAAAACGACUCAAUAUAUGACAAGUAUAAACAGCAAUAUGGGAACAAAUUAUUUCACAUAAAGGAUGAAGAGUCUGAGGUAUCUGAUGAUUAUUUCAGAGCUGUAGAUUUGUUCACCAAGACGUGCUUUACCAAUUUGGAUAAUAUAAAUAAUAUUAAUGCGUUGAAAAAUUACUGCCAUGGGAGAUUAAGCGAUUUGUGCAGACAUAUAAAUGAGCAUAGCAAGACUUAUUGUGAUAUUUGUGUUGGCAACAGUGACAAUAUAUUUCUGUUCGAGUAUAAUAUAUUUUUUAAAAGGUUUAUAAGAAUGCACAUUGAAAAUGGGGAGAAAAUUGCAGAGAAUAAAUUUAAAACAAGGCAUAUUUAUUGCCACUUUUGCGGAUUCUACCUCUACGAUUUUGAUACGUUCAUGAAUCACAUUAACAAGUACCAUUUUUUUUGCAAAUUUUGUUUUAAUAAGAAGCCCAGCGAUGGCAAGGAAGUUCCCAAGGCAGACUUGGAGGAGGACGUCGUCUACUAUGACCACCUGCACACGCACGUCUACAGAGAUUACGAAAAUCUAUUCGAGCACUACAAGAAGAAGCACCACCCGUGUUUGUACGAGCAGUGCAUCUUCGUCGUCUUUGACAAUAAGAUCGACCUGUGUUUCCACCUUGCGGAGAAGCACGAGGAGAAGGGGAACAACAAGAAGAAUAAGAUAACUUUUUCCAUCGCGGGGGCUUCGUACAACGAGAUAAGAAGUAGUGCGCACAACGGGGCGAGCAGUUAUAACACCGGGGCUAGCAGCUACAACACUGGAGCCAGUACGUUACACAACCAUCGCCUCGACGAAGAAGACCUCGGUGAAGAGAGCAAGGAACCGUUUGACGUCAACAGACACAAGUGCAUAUACAAUUUUAAAAGUUUCCAGGACGCAUGGUACUUUGAUUAUUUUAUCGAGUGUAAAGUAAAAGACUUUUUAAAUUAUUUUCGAAGCAGCGAAAAAAUAUAUUUCCUGUAUAUGGUCCAAAGAGACAUGGAGAUCAUUUUGAAAGUAUUCGAAACGCUGUCCAGUAAAAAAUCAGAAUUGUAUUUUACCCAGGAGGAGAUAGUACAGCUCAGUAAGAAGAUAAUUGAAGAGGACUUCCCCCAGGAUCGAAACAAUUUCUUUCAUUUCAAAUUAUUUUUUGAUUAUAUAGUGGAGAAAAUAGAUUACUUAUCUUAUAAUAAAGAAGACUUGGAAAAAAAUUAUUUGUACCUCUUUUUUAACAUUAUAAUUAAUAGGUCCUUCAUUUUGUGCUAUUCGUUUUUUUACCUCUUCUUAAAGUCGAGGCAUGUGCGCCUUGACAAGGUGAUUGAAUUUGUUAGCGUCGCGGGGACAUCUACGGCUAGUGCUAGCGGCGGGCGCGGUUCUAGAGGGGGCACGAACAGCGGAACAAAUGGCUGCACCCCUAACAGCGUGAAUAGCGACAAAACGAAGAAUAUAUACCUGUUCUCACACGAAAUGACGCAAAUGAAGAAGCGGAUAGAAGCGGAAGCUAGUUGUGGCCCCAUCGAACUGAGCAAAUACGGUUUCUUAUAUUUGAUUUUUUUAUUUUUUAAAGUCGAUAAGCAUGGAUUUGAUAAGGUGUGCUCCCUCGUGCGGAACAUUUCGUACGUGUGCAGUGAGACGUACGAUCGGGUAGAGAAAGCAACAAAGAAAGGGGAUACAUUCCCCGGGCGGGAAGCGUACAAUGGAGGAGUGCCCAAGUCGAGUAAGGUGAAAAGCAACCCAACUGCUGCCCAUAACACUAGUAACAACAGCAGUAGUAGCAUUUUAAUAGCACUAUCUACACACCAAAGCGAAAGAGGAAAGGGAGAAGUGCGAAAUGGAAAUACCUUGCUUGAUGCAAUUAACAUCAGCAGUAGCAAUGAAUUAAACGACCUGGAAGACAUUAGUCAACUAAUUAAAAAAGCCAUGAAGAAGAAAAACCCAAACAGCAACAUCAUAAAUAAUUUGUAUGAUAAAAAAUGGGAUGUGUCGAAAAAAGUGGUCCUAGAUUUGCUGUACUAUGUAGAACCCAACUUGAACUUGGUUUCCUUCUUUUACCUUUUUUUGAGUAACUAUUUUUCAGCGUACAUGAAGGACCCCUGUAUAAAUAAGUUUAUUAACAUCUCUAGUGAAAAUAAGAAGAAAAUUGUGAAGAGAAUCUCGAACGAGGUUGACUUGACUUCUCUCACAAGCAUUUCGAAAAAUCUGGGUUCCUUUGUCAACGCCAAGGCUCUGGAGGAGUGCUUGUCCACAGGCCCAGAGUAUUAUCGGAUUAGGAAAGAUAUAGAAGUCAUUCUACGCAAAAUGCGCAAUGAACAGGCUGACAAGGGGGAUCAUCCGUACCAUCGCGACCAACGUGAUGGACACAUGAAGCGUGAUAGACUAUCCCAGGACGAAAAAAAACACCAUGUGAGAACCGUUGAGGAUAACAGAGUGAAUGCAAAUUUGUAUGAUGUCUCCCUUUCGCUUAGAAAUCGAUUCCUAAACAUAAUAAAAAGUACCAAGGUGAAUGAGCUCUACUUUAUUUAUUUCUACGUCAGUAGCAUAAUGUCUUCCACCACACCAAGUAGCUUACCCAAAGCGGUUGAGGAAUUCCCAACGCUAAAGGACAGAUCCGAAUGGGUGAGCGAACGAAGUGCGCGUGGUGCGAUAGGGACCACUGCCAGCCAUAGCAGUAUGACAAAGGCAAGUAACAUGGCGAGAAAUGGUACAGUAAACAGUGCAAGUAGCAUCGGGAAAAGCACAACAGCUGCAGGAAGUAAUGCUUCUCUAUCAUCCAUGUCAUACAAAAAUAAGGUUGAUAAAAACAAACAGCUAUUUUCAAACUCGAGCGGAUUGAAUCUCGAUUUGGAGUUCCCGUCACUACCAGAGAAGAAGCAGGAAGAGGUAAUUCAGGCACCACAGAAACGUAGUUCUUCUAAGAAGAAGGGAACAAAGGAAAAUGCCUCCACCAUGAAGAGUGCCGUGGUGACAGGGAAAGCUGCAAACAGUCAGGUGCUAAACAAAAGUGUGAAAAAAAAAAAAGAAUGUGAACAGAACUCCACUAUUGAUAAUAAAAAUAAAAAUAGUGGCGGUACACCAGAUUUUAAUUUUGAAAAUUAUCCUCUAUUGGCCGGGAGCAAUGUAGAUGCUAAUGUGGCUAAAAAAGGGAAAAGCAAAAACUGGGAGAAUGUCGAAGGGGCGGAGAAGGACAAGAAGUCUAAAGCCUCUUCGAAGGAAAAGACAAGUGCAGCUAAAAGUAAUAAGAGUCGUGAUAUUCUAAAAACGUUUAGUCCUAAUGAAUUUCCAUCCCUGCUUCCCUUAACCCCCGUGGAUAACCAGAAGAAAAAAAGCAACCAAAGCAGUACUAACGUUGCCAGUGUAAAUAAUGUGAGUAGUAAAAGUAAAUCGGAGAAACAGAAGAAAAAAAGCGAAAAGAAAAACAUCGACAAUCAGUUCUACCACCCAACUCUCUCAGUCAACAACAUGUCCUACUUAAACGUCCCUGAAAGUAACGUCACGUAUACGAUUAAGAAGAAAAACAAGUUGAAGAGGUGCAACAUGUGCACGUAUGAAAAUACGCCGGAACGGACGAGGUGCGAAUUGUGUGAAAGUCCGUUGUGA
This is a messenger RNA of Plasmodium fragile, 5256 nucleotides long. RefSeq lists its product as uncharacterized. The record is from RefSeq and is a predicted model, not a curated record. The transcript has 2 exons. Gene Ontology annotation, molecular function: ribosome binding; ubiquitin protein ligase activity. NCBI's taxonomy places the organism in Eukaryota, Apicomplexa, Aconoidasida, Haemosporida, Plasmodiidae. The coding region runs from base 1 to 5256 and encodes 1751 amino acids. Gene Ontology annotation, biological process: rescue of stalled cytosolic ribosome; protein ubiquitination.